UCAGCUCGGCAGCAGAGUUCAACUGUUCGCACUAGAGUCCUGGACACGAGUGGCCAUCGCCGCUCAAUUCGCCUUCCACUGCCUUUGGUCCACUGCCUGCUCUUCGCUUCCUGACGGCCUGGCCCUCUCGUCUCCUCCAGUCGAGCUCUGAAUCCUACAGUCAUAACUAGCUCUCCCUUGGGCUCACGUUUCGAUCCGUUUUCCAGUGCGGUACUCGUGUUUCUGGAAGUUUACGUGCUUCCAGCUUGUGCAGUGUUCGACAAUCACUGAUACUGGGCUUCAUACUUGUGCUGUGUUCGUGGUUUGUUUAGUGCAUUCGUCGUAGUUGUAGUAUUUUGGUGGUAGCUCAGCUGACCAUGUGUGCCAUUCUCGUUCACUCUGCGUGGUGAGGUAGAUACUAGGCCUGUGUCAGCUGAAAUAUUGUACCCCUUUGUGGGUCCUGGAAACAAUUUCUAAAAAUUCAAAAAAAAAAUUCAGAAAAUUAUAUAAAUAGUCAUACAGUUUCAAAUACAACAGUUGGUUUAGUGCAGCGGGGUUCGUCUGAUCCAGGGGUCCUAUCAAUCAAGUUGAUCGAGGUUCCUGCGGAGCAAGAGUGACACCUCAUCGUUACAGAAGGCACGUCGAUCAGUUCUAGAACCCUGGACUUGACCUAUACUCUUCGGGCGAAUUCGAUUCGAAUUUGAAGUACUGGUGUCUAUAUAUCAAGUGAUUGAGUGGUGCUGAUUGCUGUUGCGAAAGGGGGCUCCGGUUGACAGCGAAAGGAUCCGAAUCAUGUCGGUGGAGGCGAAGCGGUUCCGCAACGUUGUUGCUGAAGAGUCCCCAAUUCAGGUUACUUCCGUUCAGAGACUCGAAAUGGCCAUGCCCCACCUGAAUCAGGAGACCUUCACAAGCGACCAUCAGCUUAUGAUGGGCAACAACGUAUUGCUCUCAUCCCACUACGGAAAUGGCGUGGCGGCCCCUUCCAGACUCGUUACUCCUGCAACCUACGUUGCUUCUUCACCCGAAAAGCAGGUGGAGAACCUGGUAGCUGCCCUUGUUGGCUCACUUGAGCGCCCACUACCCAUGAAAAGGCCUCGAUACCAUGUUGUUCAUCUCGCCUCCGAAAUGGCCCCUGUGGCGAAGGUGGGAGGUUUGGGAGACGUGGUGACGGGACUUGGCAGGGCGCUUCAGAACAGGAAGCACCGAGUGGAGAUCAUCAUUCCGAAGUACAAGACUCUCGACACGUCUGGCAUCAAGCAUUUUAAGGAGCUGAACAAGCAUUUCUUCUCUUACUUUGAGGGAGCCAUGCAUGAGAACGUGGUGUGGACUGGUCUUGUCGAAGGUUUGAGGGUAUACUUCAUCGACCCACUUCACCCAGCGGAAUUCUUCAACCGCGGUGGAAUCUACUGUGAGCCGGACGACUUCCAGCGCUUUACAUACUUCUCCCGGGCGUCGCUUGAGUUUUUGUUGCAGUUCGGGAAACGACCCAACCUCAUCCAUUGCCAUGACUGGCCAGUGGCCGUCGUGGCGCCGCUGUGCAAGAGCAUCUAUGCCAACGCGGGUCUUAACGCCAAGCUUGCUUUCACUUGCCACAACUUUGAGCCUCAAGGCAAGAACUCCAUGGAGGCGCUGACGACAUGUGGUCUUCAGUUCCAAGCGCCUUUGUAUCAAGAUGAUUUCCAGGACAACGUCUAUGCUGAUCAAAUCAAUGUUCUUAAGGGGGGGCUCAUGCAUUCGGACUUCGUAACAACAGUGUCGCCGACGUAUGCUAAAGAAGUCCUUACCCCGGAGGGAGGUGAAGGCUUGCACACGACACUGAGAGCAAUGACCAAGAAGUUUUACGGCGUUAUGAACGGCAUUGACGACAAGGUGUGGAAUCCCGCUACUGAUCCUCACUUGAUGCAUCACUUCAGUAAAGACAACGUGGAGGGAAAGAAAGUGCUGAAGGACACUCUCCGACUUAGUCUGGGCAUGGCCACGGAGGGCGUUGAUGCCAAUAGGCCUCUGGUGUGUUGUGUAUCAAGAUUAGUAUACCAGAAGGGUGUGCACCUGCUUCGAUCGGCCAUCUUCCACUCUCUGGACUGUGGUGGCCAAUUCAUCCUGCAAGGCACCAGCCAAGACCCAGUCAUCAAGAAAGACUUCGACGACCUUGCUAAGCAGUAUGAGAAUCAUCCUCAUGUUCGGUUUGUUCUGAGGUAUGAGGAGACCCUCACCCACAACAUUUACGGUGCGGCCGACAUCUUCGUCAUACCAUCUAUUUUCGAGCCCUGCGGUCUCACCCAGAUGUACUCCUUGAGGUACGGGACCAUUCCUGUCGUUCGCAAGACCGGAGGGUUAGCUGACAGUAUCUUUGACGUGGAUCAAAAACAUGUGCCUGUGGAGAAGCGCAACGGUUUCACAUUCACCGAAUCAACUGAGGAAGCGCUGGCAAGUGCUUUGGACCGAGCAUUCCAUUACUACCGAGAACAGCCAGAAUGGUGGACAAAACUUGUGAGUAAGGUGAUGCACAUUGAUAUGAGCUGGGAUGCUGCUCCCAUCGACCAGUACCUCAAGCUGUAUACUCAUACCAUUGAAGAUGGCCAUCCUCCUGCUUCCAUCUCGUGAAUCCACCUCUGAAGAGUGUAACGUCGGUGCGCUGGUCUGCAUCCACAUUCAUUUGUUUCUUGCUGUGGCCGGCCACGUUUUGCACUUCCAGCUUGUAGUCUACACACAAUUAACUAGAGAAGGCUCUCGUUAUAUGUUACAAGCGCCGGCUUUAUCACUAGGUAACUUUGAGGAAUCCUACACAGAUUAUAAUAGAGAAAAAUGAAAAAAAAGCAUAAUUAUAUAUUGCAUUUUUGUACAUUAGACUGCUUGUAUUCUUAACCGUACCCUUGUAUAAAAGUAUUAAACAUGGGUACAUCCUGAAAUAUAUAUUUCUAUAUAACCUUGUCUCUCCA
Physcomitrium patens is the source of this 2918-nucleotide messenger RNA. RefSeq names its product putative starch synthase 4, chloroplastic/amyloplastic. The record is from RefSeq and is a predicted model, not a curated record. NCBI's taxonomy places the organism in Eukaryota, Viridiplantae, Streptophyta, Bryopsida, Funariales, Funariaceae. Gene Ontology annotation, molecular function: alpha-1,4-glucan glucosyltransferase (UDP-glucose donor) activity.